Exophiala oligosperma is the source of this 4346-nucleotide messenger RNA. Its product is annotated as ornithine aminotransferase. The transcript is spliced from 4 exons. The record is from RefSeq and is a predicted model, not a curated record. Gene Ontology annotation, molecular function: identical protein binding; pyridoxal phosphate binding; L-ornithine transaminase activity. Gene Ontology annotation, cellular component: cytoplasm. Bases 248 to 1705 code for a protein of 485 amino acids. Lineage: Eukaryota; Fungi; Ascomycota; Eurotiomycetes; Chaetothyriales; Herpotrichiellaceae.
UUUCUUCCGGUCCACAGACAUACCGAGUACUUAAUCUGACUUGGAUCCAGGCUACUGAGGCCCAAAAUCACACCGUCUUCCGGCUACGAAUACUCUGUCGUGUGGAAACAGAAGAUAAAUCAUCCUGUCGCCGUUUAGACUUGCUUCAAAAUCCCUUCGCUAAAGUCGGCGGCCAAUCACCCGCAUUGUAUUUUUUCUACUUAUCAAAGUGUCCUUCAAAAGUACUACACUGUUGAGCUGCACAAAGAUGGCUCCCACUGUAGUCAAUGGCGAUGGUGUCAACGGAGUCACGCAAGUGAAUGGACACAGUACUGGUACGCAAUUGAAAGCGACUGCUCCAGCUUUUCAUCCAGCCGGUACACCAGAUCGAUCAAAGUACCACGCUUCUUCAUCAGAUGAGGCUAUCCACGCCGAACAUGAAUACGCCGCCCAUAACUACCAUCCACUACCUGUCGUUUUUGCCAGAGCGCUCGGAACUACGGUAUGGGAUCCCGAAGGUCGGCAGUAUCUCGACUUCCUCUCAGCAUACUCUGCGGUCAACCAAGGACAUUGCCACCCGGAACUGGUCAAGGCUCUUGUUGAGCAAGCGUCGACGCUCACAUUGAGCUCCAGAGCCUUCUACAACGAUGUUUUCCCCCGUUUCGCAGAGUUUGUCACCAAGUACUUCAACUUUGACAUGGUCUUGCCCAUGAACACUGGUGCGGAAGCCGUCGAGACCGCCAUCAAGAUUGCCCGAAAAUGGGGCUACAAGUGCAAAGGCAUUCCACAGGACGAAGCUCUUGUUCUCAGUGUCGCCGAGAAUUUCCACGGACGAACUUUCUCAGCCAUAUCCAUGUCCACAGAUCCCGAGUCGCGUGACAACUACGGUCCGUAUCUACCUGGCGUUGGAAGCGUCAACCCAGCUACGGGCAAGAUAAUACCCUACAACGACAUCUCCGCUGUCCGAGAAGCCUUCGAGUCAAGCGGUGACAAGAUCGCUGGUUUUCUGGUAGAGCCAAUUCAAGGUGAAGCUGGUAUCGUCGUGCCUAGCGACAACUACCUGUCUGAAGUCAGAGCUCUGUGUGAUAAGCACAACGUUCUUUUGAUUUGUGAUGAAAUUCAAACUGGUAUCGCCCGGACCGGCAAGCUUCUGUGCCACGAGUGGGCUGGCAUCAAGCCAGACAUGGUUCUCCUCGGUAAAGCAAUUUCAGGAGGCAUGUACCCCGUGUCGUGCGUGCUCGGACGCAAGGAUGUAAUGCUCACCAUUGAACCUGGCACGCACGGUUCGACGUAUGGUGGCAACCCACUUGGUUGUGCUGUUGCCAUUCGUGCGCUUGAGGUUGUUCGAGAGGAAAAGAUGAUUGAACGUGCCGAGAAGUUGGGUCAGAUCUUCCGCGAUGGUCUAAGAGACCUACAAUCGCCUCUGAUCACAACUAUUCGAGGAAAAGGUCUGCUAAACGCAAUUGUCAUUGACGAAGAAAAGACAAAUGGACACAGUGCCUGGGAUCUGUGUAUGCUGAUGAAGGAGAAAGGUCUCUUGGCCAAACCAACACAUCAGAACAUUAUCCGUCUCGCACCACCAUUGGUCAUCACCGAAGAUGAGAUCAAGCGGGCUCUGGCUAUUAUCGGUGAAGCUGUCGUUGAAUUACCACACCUUCAAGGCCAACUGGAGAAGAGCAUCAUCCCACCCGAAGAGAAGAAUGUGAAGAUUGGGGUGGACAACUAAUUUGCCCAAGACGAAAGAAACCUCGACCCAGCGAAACGGCAACACGAGCGAUGAUUACAUCCCCUCAUAUGACAUGUAUCGGCGUCACGAAGUUUAUGUUUCUCUAUCAUCAUAAAAAGGACGGUGACGGCGGGUUUCAAUCUUUCACCUUUUAGCGCUGAUAGCGCUGGAUUGCCACAAACUCUGAUGGUUUAAAAUGAUUGGCGGCCAGGUCGUUUGAAAAGUCCACAGUCACGAAAAUGGAAGGAAUGUCAAAUUGCUGAAGAUCAUAUUGUCCGUACACCAGUAUCGCUACAGGACUGUUGUUGAUCUCCGCAGAAAUUGAUUGAAUGCGGCCGGGAUUGGAGGAAAUGGGUUACUUUAGUGCCAUACAUCACGAUCAAUAUGCUCCCGGUUUCAGUUCUACGUUCGAAAAACAGAAAUGGUCCCGUCAUCUGGACAACGAUUAUCAACGUGUUGCAUUUUCCCUCUUCCUCGUCGGCUUUUCAAGCAUGUACCCAAUGUUCUUGAGAUCUUCCGCACUGGCUUUGACUCGGUCUGGUGAAACUUGGUAGUGAUCCAGCCUCUGCCCAUCAUGGGAAUUUGGUGCGUCCAUACAACGAGACCGAUUCUUUUGAUGCUUUUUGGUUUCUGCAGCCCAGCUCACUGUCUCACUGAUGCCGUAUCCAAAAUCCGUCGAGCAACGAGUUUUUGGGUCCUUCGCAUGCUUGGGAGUUGUCGAUUCCAGACUCUCCAACCGCUCAUCUUCAAUCUCCCGCAAAACAUUCCAAGGUUGUUGCUUUCUGUUCUCGUUCAACCACUUGUCGAAAGCGAAUGUCGAGCAGGGGCCAUGGUAAUGGUGGUGGUGACCAGAUCCACGGGCGUCUUUGAUACUCAUGCCGUGUGUGGCAUGCUUUCCCGUUUGAAGACUAUCUUGCAGUUGCGAUUGGCUUUCCUCCAUUCUAUCCUCCUGCUUCAACAUCGACAUAUCUAUUUCUAUCUUUUCCUUUUCCUCGGGAGAGAGUGAGAGGGAUUUGUGUGCGAAUGCAACUCAAGAAGAAAUUUGGUAUCUUUCUCAUCUUACCUGUUUUCUCCCGAUCUUUAUACUUCUGUUGAGGACCGGCAAGCUCACUCCUCGACCCCAGGCAGUACAGUGCAGUGACGUUUUCCACUGGUACAUAUAUGCGGCCUCACUGACUUCUUUAAGCUAUGUUUCUGCUACAUUCACAAUUGAGAGGUUGACAAUGUCGGCCCCCCAUGCGUGAGCAAGAUUAAUCUCGAUUUCUAGAACGACAGGGGUACGUCUGUCGGGCCCGAUCAAUUAGCUGGCAGCUUGCAAGGGGUCGAUCAACCUCAGCCUGAUCCUGGGCGUGCACCUCAAGCCAAGCGAGCAUGCCAGACCGCUACUAGUAGCAACGAAGGUAUUGCCUACAUAUGCAGCAUCCCAUUUGGGGCCACCAAUAAAGAGCAGGCUGUUCUGAUUAGUGUGUAGCCAGCGGAACCGCAAGUUAUCACAUAUCUACCGCCUUGACCAGGUGUUCUUGGAGCAAAACUGCCCAAUUUUUGCACAACGCUCUUCCGGCCCUGGGAGAUGAGCUUGCGCAUUUGCAACCUUUCCAGUGAGAUGCACUUCGGACUGAGUGCCUCCUGCAUGAUGCCACAGACUCGGGCUAUGUGGUUUCAGGCAAGUGUCUCAAGAAACCACUGGCAAUUCUCUCCUCCCGCCUAUUUUCUGUACUCUCUGUUGCAGCAAACCAAGUCUUAGCUAUGAAUGUCAAUCUAGGUCAUGCACGGGCGACAGCCGUUAUAAGGACUACGAACGCUCAGCAGAUCUUCAAAGGGAACAGACAACAGCCGCUAUUGCUGACCAAGAGUCCGAUCACGACACUGCAUGGGACGUCCAACAUCUUCACGCCUGCGUGGAAAUCCUUCCCGAUUUUCUGCAGAACGUCACCGCCGCUGUGGGCCAUGAGCAGUUCGAUAAAUGGUCCAGUGCACCUACACCAAGCCCAAUCGUGACAGACGACUUGACACUCGAGCAAAUGUUCGACCUCCUGGACUCGUCUCUGCCCUUGCCAAUAGCUCCUUUGUCUCAGGUUGUCAAAUGCCCGUCCUGCGAUUACCAGUGCGCUUCGGAGGGGCCUUCGUUCAAGUGAGUGGGAGAUCCAUUCGCAUCACAUGGCUGAAGCAUUAAUACUCUCUCAGAAGGCACCUGGCCAAACACAAACAGUACAGAUGUGAAAUUGAUGGCUGUGGAAAGUCUAUGCAGGAUGACAAGCGUACCAUCAAGCGUCACGAGCAAACGGUGCAUAGAGACUUGUUCCCAGACGUACAAGCGUUCUUGUGUGAAUGCGGGAAGUCAUAUUCUCGCAAAGACCAUCUCAGGAGGCAUCAAAGAAAAUGUUCGCAGGAUGGGACAAUGUCGGCUACAAAUUGAGACUUCAUUUUGGUUGGAUGGAGUAUGAAGUAGAGGAGGAAGGUUAGACUUAUACUGCGCAUACCGGACCGGAUACAGUACUGUCUGUUGGAUACAUAUAUGCACUUGGAGGUGUGGACCAUACAGUGCCAACUAUGAUGUUCCAAGUAUUUCUGAAGCAUGCCACAGCAUGACUCCGGGGCAAGUGACGUACCAGUGGCUAGCGAUUGGACCAAUAGAAAUUGC